Staurois parvus is the source of this 1530-nucleotide messenger RNA. Lineage: Eukaryota; Metazoa; Chordata; Amphibia; Anura; Ranidae. The record is from the annotation of a GenBank genome assembly.
CUACAGCAAGGAGUCUUUAGCCACUUGCAUGAAUUAAGAUGGCUAAUCCUAGAUGAAAACCCCAUUGUAAAAGUUAGCCAGGAGCUCUUCACUGGGUUAGAGUCAUUGUUUUUCUUGUCAAUGAUAAACAACUCACUGGAAGCUCUUCCGCAAAAGCUAUGUGCCCAGAUGCCACAUUAAUUGGAUAGAUUUUGAAGGAAAUAAUAUCGGAGGACUGAGUAAUUCCAGUUUUGUAACCUGUGAUGAGCUCACUGUUCUGUUCUUACGUGGGAACCGGAUCAGCUUAGUGACAGAAAACAUAUUUUCAUCUUUAAGAAGUUUAGCAGAAAUAGCUCUGGAAAAAAUCGAAAUUCCGAAUAUAAGCACAAGAAUGUUCCAGCCAAUGAAGAAUCUGACUCACAUAUAUUUUAAAAAAUUCAGAUAUUGUUCCUAUGCACCUCACGUGCGGGUAUGUACACCACUUACAGACGGUAUUCAUCAUUUGAAAACCUCCUGGCCAACACAAUUCUCCGAGUCUUUGUCUGGGUGAUAGCCUGCAUUACCUGCUUCGGCAACAUCUUUGUCAUUGGAAUGCGAUCAUUUAUUCAAUCAGAAAACAAGACUCACACUAUGUCCAUAAAGAUCUUGUGCUGUGCUGACUGUCUGAUGGGUGUCUAUCUGUUUUUUAUUGGAGUGUUUGAUGUUAAGUACCGUGGACAGUAUAAAAAGUAUGCCUUGCUAUGGAUGGAAAGUCUACAAUGCAGGAGCCUUGGAUUUCUAGCCAUGCUGUCUACAGAAGUAUCUGUUCUGCUUCUGACCUAUUUGACUUUGGAGAAGUACCUAGCUAUUGUAUUUCCAUUCAGCAACAUUCGUCCAGGCCAACGGCAGACAUUUAUAAUUUUGAUGACGAUAUGGGUCAUUGGAUUUAUAAUUGCUGUAGUUCCAUUCUGGAAUGAAGACUUUUUUGGAAAUUACUAUGGAAAAAAUGGUGUUUGUUUCCCUUUGUAUCCAGAUCAAACCGAAGAGCCUGGAGGCAAGGGAUAUUCUUUGGGAAUAUUUCUAGGUGUAAACCUGGUCGCGUUUAUUAUCAUAGUCUUCUCCUAUGUCAGCAUGUUCUGUUCCAUACAGAAGACAGCUCUGCAGACGUCAGAAAUUAGAAGCCACAUUCACAUGGAUGUUGCUGUUGCCAACAGAUUUUUCUUCAUAGUGUUUUCAGAUGCCGUGUGUUGGAUUCCUGUGUUUCUUCUGAAGAUUCUUUCCCUGUUCCAUGUAGAAAUCCCAGGAACUGUAACUUCUUGGAUUGUGAUAUUCAUUUUGCCGGUUAACAGUGCCCUGAACCCCAUCCUGUACACAUUAACUACAAGCUUCUUCAAAGAAAAACUGAAACAGCUACUACAUAGACAGCGUAGGAGAUCCAUAUUUAGGAAUGAGCGGAAGAGUUUGUCCACGUCACUGGUAUGGAACGAGGAGCCUAUUGUCCAACAUUCCAAUCUUAAACUUGGGUUUCUCCAUAAAAAGACUGCUGGGGAAACAAAUAUUAAGACAACAUGA